UUAUAUACGAACCCACCGCACACUCUCUGUUCCACUCAAAUCCAUCACCUUCUCCUCCAACUUCACUUCCAUUUUAUUAAUUUUAGCUUCCCAAAAAUGGCUUCUUUCGGAGAAACACCAUCUGAUUUAGAACUCAUAAAGCAACACCUCUUUAAUGAUUUUCCUUCAAUGGAAACCUUUCUUUCACCUCCUCCAACACCACAGUUUCAUAAACAAUCCACCCUAAGCCAACGUCGUCCUUCUAUUAACGUCACAAUUCCACCAUCGAAAGUUAACAUAACCUCCGCCGCCACGAAAGCCAUCGAGGAACAUGACGAGAAAAGGCAUUACAGGGGUGUAAGAAGACGACCAUGGGGUAAGUUCGCAGCCGAAAUUAGAGACCCUAAUCGAAAAGGUUCUAGAAUUUGGCUCGGAACUUUCGAAACCGCCAUCGAAGCCGCUAAAGCUUAUGAUAGAGCUGCUUUUAAGCUACGUGGAAGUAAAGCCAUUUUGAAUUUCCCUCUCGAAAUCGGAAACUCGAACUCAACUGAACCCCAACCCUCGAAUAAAAGAAAAAGAGAAGAAGAAGAAGAAGAGAGGAGGAAAGUGGUGAAAAAGGAGGACGUAACGGAAAACGUAACGACGACGGGGGUAUGUUUAACGCCGUCAAAUUGGAAAGGGUUUUGGGAUAGUGAAGAUAUGAAGGGAAUAUUUAGUAUUCCUCCAUUAUCACCUUUAUCUCCGUUUGGCUAUUCCAUUUCAGGACUCGCCGUUAUGUAAUGAUGGUGGUGUCGUUUACUAAAUAAGGAAAGGUUGGUUGACGUGACGGCUUGAAUCAUCUACUAUAAACGGAAAAGUUAACGGCCGUCAAGAAAUAGAUUAACGAAGAGGUGUGUGUUUUGGAUUAGUAUGAGUAUUAUUAGCGUAUAUAAGCUAGAGAAUGCCAAAGCCUAAGGUUUUUUAUUUAAUUAAAAUUGUAUUUGUUUCUUUA
Gossypium raimondii (Peruvian cotton) is the source of this 970-nucleotide messenger RNA. RefSeq names its product ethylene-responsive transcription factor ERF105. Lineage: Eukaryota; Viridiplantae; Streptophyta; Magnoliopsida; Malvales; Malvaceae. Gene Ontology annotation, molecular function: DNA-binding transcription factor activity; DNA binding. The record is from RefSeq and is a predicted model, not a curated record. The transcript has a single exon. Gene Ontology annotation, biological process: ethylene-activated signaling pathway; regulation of DNA-templated transcription. Bases 97 to 759 code for a protein of 220 amino acids.